AUGGUACUCAUAGAGCGAGAUGUGCGACGUUUGGGAACUACCAUCAAAAAAAUCAUGGAGUACAUGGUGACGGCCGAAAAGGAACUCAAGUCGAACAGGAGAAAAUUGGAGGCAGCAGAGGUCCCUAAGAAGAGCGUGCAAGCCAUGCAAGAUCAGCUGCAAGUGUUAAAAAUGUUGCCAAACAAAACCGCGGAGGCGGCUCGACUCGACAAGCUCCAGCCCGCGCAGGAGACCGACGACCAACACUUCGAUCGUCUACUUCAAAAGUCGCGUGGUGAUCAGACAGAGUAG
This is a messenger RNA of Haemonchus placei, 291 nucleotides long. The record is from the annotation of a GenBank genome assembly. Lineage: Eukaryota; Metazoa; Nematoda; Chromadorea; Rhabditida; Trichostrongylidae.